Pectinophora gossypiella (pink bollworm) is the source of this 4352-nucleotide messenger RNA. It is a transcript of the gene Liprin-gamma, whose product is annotated as kazrin. The transcript has 22 exons. The coding region runs from base 400 to 3507 and encodes 1035 amino acids. The record is from RefSeq and is a predicted model, not a curated record. Gene Ontology annotation, molecular function: protein binding. NCBI's taxonomy places the organism in Eukaryota, Metazoa, Arthropoda, Insecta, Lepidoptera, Gelechiidae.
GGGCGGCCAGUCGACUCGCUCGCGUCGCUACGUUCGCGUGUUACGGCUACGAGCGUAGCGCACAACUACGCCGAAACUACGCUACGAUAAACUAUUACUGUGACUGUGAAAAUUAUCGACUAACUGUGAGUGGUUUGUGCUAUUGUUGACGUGUGCUCACUCGUGGAAAGUAUCUCCAACAAGGUACGAUAUAACAUCCCAAGUCCCAGCCGAAAUGAAACUGCAAGAGAGAUAAGUUGAGUGGCGUCAAACAGUGCUGAACAAAGGGUUGUGGGGUGCAAAGUGAAAUAAUAGUUGGAAUUAGCACUGCGAGUGUGUGCGGUGUGAGGUGUGUUGUGUGAGGUGCGGGGGGCGAUGCGGGGUGCGGGGUAGCAUGCCUGCGCGUGCCACGGCGGCCUGAUGGCGCUAGUGCGCCGGAUACUAGGCGACGCCCAGGCGAAACUCCGCAAGAUGGUGGACGAGCAAGUGUCAGUGGGGUCUCGCGUGGAGGCCGAGCCGGAACCCGAGCCGGCGGACCCGCUGAUCACACCAGCUAGUGCCGCUCUGAGCAUCGACAACGACCGCACACCACGCCUCCUCAUCGGCACACUCGACAAGAGAAACUCCUCGCUCAAUGGCGAUGGAACGUCUACGCUCAACCGAACGAGAUUGCCCAUAAGAAACGGCAAGGAUAAUCCUUUUAUCGACGACGACAAUAAAGAGAAUCAAGCAAACGGCAAGCUAGAGUCUCCAGUGAAAUGGUCGACACAGAAUGGCAGCGACAGUGGUACUUACGCGGAGAUCGGUACCGGGGCCAACAGCAAUACAAGCGAGAGGAACGUUCUAGAUCCUGCUGACAGUUCCGAAGAGGAAGUACCACUGCCUGACGCGACUUCUCCAGGCCGAAGCAGUGAUGGGCCUGAACCACGGGCAGAUAUCACGGCUACUUUAGAUGGAGGAGCUGCAUCCCCGGGAGGUCGGUCAGAUCGGUCGCGAGCUGAUGAGAUCCCCGCGUCACCAGGCAUGCUCUCCGCAGCACAACUGGCCCGCCGACUCAGAGUCGAGAACGAACGACUACAGGCGGAAUUAACAAGAGUACGGAGGUUGCUGGUGGCAGCCGCGGAGCGUGGUGAGGCGGGCAACGCGCUGAUCGAACGCGCAAAGGGAGACGGUGCGCAAGAGUCGGCGCCCGUCGACCCGCAACAGCUCGAGAAGGAACUGCUACUCGCCAGAGAAGCUGUUAACUCUCUGAAAGCGGAUAAGAAAAGAUUGAAAGCGGAGAGGUUCGACUUGCUCAACCAAAUGAAGCAACUGUACGCCACCCUUGAAGAUAAGGAGAAAGAGCUCCGAGACUUCAUCAGAAAUUACGAGCUGAUGCGAUCGAGGGGCGGCGCGUCGUCAGCGCUGGGCGCGGAGCGUGCUGAGCGCGAACGGGAGCGGGCGGCAUUGCUGAGACACGCGCGGGACGAAGCCGAGCGCUCGUUGCAGCUGGCCGCCGCACUCAGCGCCCGCGACACUCAGCUCAGAUAUGCGCGGGAACAACUGUUUGAGGUUCGAAGACAGCUUCAAGCGACUGGCUGCCUAUCUGAAGGUGAGAGCGUGGCGUCGCUAGGGCUCGGCCCUCCGAUGAUGCUUGGGCCAGCGGGGCUCGUCGGCGACCGUGGUAGCUGCAGCGCCGACUCGGGAGUCAGAGGUUCCUGCUUGUCUACACUCUCACCUGACGUGACAGGUAGCAGCGACGGUGGCGCCACCUCGGUCUGCGGUGGGAACCUGUCGGACUCUACGGCUGAAGGGGCUCCUGCCACGGUCGACUCCUACGACACCGACGCUAUCUCGCUCGUCUCCUCGGCGCAUCAUAUCUAUCAGUUGAGCACUCCUCGUGACUGCAGCCCGACCUUGUCUCCACACAACAGCGCGUCGCCAUUCACCAGGUCUAUUGACGCUGGCUCACUAUCCAGAUCGGUGGAACAGCUGUCAAGUCCAGGUGAAUGCGAGUCGGCGCUGCUAGGAGGGCUGCGGUCUCGCGCGGGCGGCAAGGGCGGUCGCGGCCGCGGGUCCGCUUGGGGUUCCAUUUCCCGUGUGUUCGCUCGCAGCAGACACCGCACCAAGUCUGGCAGCGCCACUGCCAGUGGACAUGAGAGCGAACCAGUAUACGCUGGGACAGGCAGCCAGCGAGCUUGGUCACCUCUAGGCAGCGAGGCAGCCCUGCGCGAAGCAGCAUCGUUGCCGCUGGCGAGGUGGCGUGCGCCCGCUAUCAUCGCCUGGUUGGAGCUGGCACUGGGAAUGCCUCAAUACGCUGCAGCCGUCGCUGACAAUGUCAAGAGUGGGAAAAUCCGUGCUUUGAAUGGGCAGGUUCUGCUCGAGCUGACGGACGCGGACUUGGAGGUGGGGUUGGGGAUCUCGCAGCCGAUGCACAGGAAGAAGCUGCGGCUGGCCAUAGAGGAGCGGAGGCGGCCUGACCUGGUCCGCAACCCGGCCAUAGGCCAGCUGACACACGCCUGGGUCGCGGCUGAAUGGCUCUCUGAUCUGGGCUUAGCACAAUAUGCAGAAUCGUUCCUGGCAAACCUGGUGGACGCUCGAAUGCUGGACACAAUCAGCAAGAAAGAGUUGGAGAAAUACUUGGGCGUCACAAGGAAGUUCCACCAGGCGUCGAUCGUGCAUGGGAUACACCUGCUCAGGAUAAUGAAGUAUGAUAGACAAGCUUUAGCCGUCAGACGGCACCAGUGCGAGAAUGUGGACGCAGAUCCGCUGGUGUGGACCAACCAGAGAUUCAUGCGGUGGGCGCACAAUAUCGACUUGGGAGAAUUCGCUGAAAAUCUUAAAGACAGCGGAGUGCACGGAGGUCUAGUAGUUCUAGAACCUUCUUUCACCGGAGAGACGAUGGCAACUGCUCUAGGCAUUCCACCUUCAAAGAGCAUCAUUAGGAGACACUUGGUCGCCGAGUUCGAUGCCCUCAUCAUCCCAGCAAGGAAUAUGUUUGGUCACCAAAUAAGGAUGUUGGGACGACCAUUCUCAAGAUCUGUUGCCACUGGUUUACCAGGAAUCGACUUGAGUGGUGACUCUAGAAGACACAGUUUAAGGGGUUCAAUAACCCGUGCGCUCGGCGUGCUCAAGCCGAAACAUGACAGGACGUCACCAUCAAGCUCUAGCGAGAGUUCCAGCGUCCUGAGUCUCACCACGCAGCCGUACCAGAUGUCCUACUCACCACCCAUUGGCAUGCGGACGCUAUCUCAACUCAGUAUGACCUACGCCCCGCCGCCUACGCUACAGGAAUACGAGCCUAUAUACACGCCACUCAGCCUAUAUUCACAGUCGAGUGUGUCCACUCGAGAUAGUUUGCAACGCCUCAACGAUAUCAAGGAGAACGUGUCUAUCACUCAUAGAUACGGCCAGAAAGCCGACCACGCACACCGAGUGAGCUCCCCUUUACCAGCGAAAUCGGUGGACGAGUCCAUCGUUAAGCAGAAACGACAUCGACGGGUCAAGAGCAUCGGCGACAUCAACGCCUGUAGCAAAACUUCAGUGUAACGCUAACUUAACAAUAUUGUCAAUUACUUCCACCAAUACCGCUCAAACUCGAACCAAUAUGUACAAAGUUGCAUAUCAAGAUAUUUCAACUAACAUUUUUAAUUGGGUGGUUGACUGCUUUUAUAUUGGUUUUAUGUGAAACGUUUUUUAUCAGCCGCAUUAUUUUUAUUACCAGAUGUCGUGACACUGCUGUUAACAAACAUUUAUAUUAACUUUAUUGAAAAAAAACAUAACUUAUAUAUUAAAUAAAUAAAUAAGUAUUAAGAAAGUUCAUAUACCUAGAUGAAAUGCAAAAGGUAUAAUCACCUUUUAAGUUACGUCAAAUAGAUGUAGCGUAGACAAAUUAACAUCAGUUUUUAUUAUUUAUUCAUAACCGUUAUUCCUGAGUACUCUAUUUGUUAUUCUGUUUGUACCAUAAACUAUUUGAAAUGAGUCAACUACCCGUUUCGACUGAAUAUUUUGCCUUAUAAUACUCACUCCGUAAGGUUGUAAUAGCAUAAUUUAAAGAUUUAUUUUAUAAUCGACACAGUAUUUUUUCCUCUAACACGCUGUAUAUCGCUACACUGUGAUAUGAUCCACGCAACCCAAUGUAAACUGAUGAGCUUCUCAUUUUUAUAAUUAAAAAAAUAUUAGUCAAUUUAUACGAAAAUCUAGAACAUUAUUAAUAAUUAUUAACGUGUAUUCAUUCCAUCGAGCUUAACAUUUAUUUACUUAUCAAUUAUUUGUUUUUGUAUUAUUCUGUUAUUAUUAUUUUAAUAAAUUGUUUACACAUUUUAAAUUAAAAAUUUGUUCUUUUUUCGAUUUUAAGUUUAAUUAUCGUGAUAUUAUGUUUGUGAUACAUUUGA